CUCAGCUGGAGCAGCGGGCUGUACUUCUCGGCCCUAGCUUCCUGACCCGUAGCCUCCACCAAAGCGCCAUGGCUCCCAGGAAGCGUGGUAGUCGGACGAACAAGACCAACUCGUUGCGGAGCCAAAAGCUCGCCUCCUUUCUUAAGGACUUCGACCGUGAAGUGCAAGUACGAAUCAAGCAAAUUGAGUCAGACAGGCAGAACCUUCUCAAGGAGGUGGAUAACCUGUACAACAUCGAGAUCCUACGGCUCCCCAAGGCUGUGCGCGAGAUGAACUGGCUUGACUACUUCGCCCUUGGAGGAAACAAACAGGCCCUGGAAGAGGCAGCAACAGCUGAUGUGGAUAUCACAGAAAUAAACAAACUAACUGCAGAAGCUAUCCAGACUCCCCUGAAAUCUUCCAAAACACGAAAGGUAUUACAAGUGGAUGAAAUGAUAAUGGAAGAAGAAGAGGAGGAGGAAAAUAAACAUAAGAAUCUUCAAACUUCAAGAGUCAAAAGGUGUCCUCCAUCUAAGAAGAGAACCCAGUCCGUACAAGGAAAAGGCAAAAGCAAAAGAUCAAGCCACAACAGCAAUGUGACCCCAGCUGUAAGCAGAUUAGAGUUGUCUAUGGUGAAACCAACUCCAUGCCUGACGCCCAGGUUUGACUCCAGGGUCUUCAAGGCCCCAGGCCUGCGCACGCCAAUAGCCAGAGAGCAGAUUUACAGCAUCUCUGCCAAUGGCAGCCCUCUUGCUGAUGGCAAAGAGAUCUCCCUGACUGUGCCAGUGGGCGGCGGAGCGAGUAUGCGGUUAUUGGCCAGUGACUUGCAGAGGAUUGAUAUCACACAGCUGCAUCCAGAGGCUUUAGGGGACAUUAAGAAGCUCUCGAGUCAUCUCGCCCAAAUCUGCAGCAGCAUACGAUCCCACAAGUGAGACUGUACAGGCUGUAGCAGUGACCAUGGCAGCAGAAUGUGUACAUCUCCCUCCUGUUACCCACCAUCUCCUCCUCUGUUGAUGCAGGGUACUGGGUGGGGCCUUGGAAUCUUUUACCUGCUGUGCCUAAUAGUCCUUGUCAAGCUGACGUGUGGAACAGAGUUUUGUGCUUAUCAAAGACCAAAAACUGGUUUGGAGGCAGCUUCCAUGUCUUGUAUUUCUACCUCUCUAAUUAGUGGGGAUUUGGAGAAGGGAAUUACAGGGCUUAGAGUAGUCUAGGAGUUUAAGUGACUGGCUGCAGAGUAACCAUCCCUAUGCUGUCUGUGGUCCAGUGGUCCCUGCCAAGUCUGUGGACUCCACAGAGAGCACUUCUCUCAAUGGGAUCACUGGGAGGGCCAGGGUGCCUUGUCUGGUGAUAUUGUUAUGCGUUUAGCUCAUGCUGAGGGCACAGACUAGUUGUGUGGAGUCAGCAGUUACAGCCUUGUGCUCUGAGCAGAGCCUCUGAACCCCAAAGGGCCACAUACUAUGGUCCAGGAAUUUUGGGAACUAGGAUUAUUACUCCUGGCUUGCAGGCACGCAGCUCCCUCUCUUGCGUCUGGCUCUUUAGUCAUCUUUUGUGUUAUUAACUCGGUCCUGUACAGGCUGGUUGUUGCAAGUUGCUUUAUUCUCCUUUUCAUGAGACUUUUUGUACAUAUUGUUUUCCUAGUAAUGGUAUGUCCAAGCUGAUUUGUUCAAAUCAGAGCUACUGCGAGAUACUGCUUUCAAUAAAUUUUGAUUUUGUUUUGUUUUUUAA
Molecule: messenger RNA, 1704 nt
Organism: Marmota flaviventris (yellow-bellied marmot)
Lineage: Eukaryota; Metazoa; Chordata; Mammalia; Rodentia; Sciuridae
Gene: Cdca8
Product: cell division cycle associated 8
Biological process (GO): mitotic sister chromatid segregation
Cellular component (GO): chromosome passenger complex; chromosome, centromeric region; spindle midzone
Source: RefSeq, a predicted model, not a curated record